UGGCCUUGGUAACCAAGUCUCCUCUGCGUGCUCCUGCGGAGUUAAAGCUGGGGCGCAACCUGAUCGGUUCCCGUCAAUGUGUUUGGAAAGUGCCAUCUGCUGGCUGCGGCCUGCUUGGUUACCCGGAAGAAAACCUGGCAGAGCAGCCUUCUCCAAGCUGGAGUGCCAAGCCAAAAGGCCUAACACAGAAGAAAUUCUUUGAGAAAAUAUACAUAAAUGCAUAUGCAAAGAAUAAAUGGAAGAUGUAUGGAACUAGACCUAAGACAAGGCCAGACAACCACUCAGAUUACAUAUGUGUGCACGUAGACAAAUCCCCUGCCCAAAAGAACUGCUCAGAACCACUCAAAGAACCACUCAAAAACAAAACAGAACAAAAAUCCCUAUUGCCUAGGUCCUUGAACCUUUCAUCAACUGCUAUCUGAAGCUGCAGCAGCAGCACCAGGAUCCAACUGAGUGUCCAACCCCUGCACGAAGGCUGGAUAAAGGCCCUAAACCAUUCCAACCAGUCCUCUAGCAAGUGCUGAACGUUUUGCAGGUGCUUGAUAAAUAUUUAUUGCAUAAAUAAUUGAAUGUGACUCUGUGGAACUGGAAUGUAGAGUUCACGAAGGAGAACGGCAGAAGACAAUGGUGAAAGAUUCCUUCUUCGGGAUUACAGAGACAAUCUGAACCCUCCUUCCCUGGGGACUGCCUUGGUUACGCCGCUAAGCAUACCUCCGGUUACUCUCCAGCAGUAGGUGGCCCGACUAGCGCGUCACCGGAAGUGAGGCAGCGGAAGUAGUAAAAUCCGCAGAACGCGAGCCGCUGGGGCACCUUAGGCUUGCGGACUGGUGGGAUGGCGGAUGAGGAAGAAGACCCCGCCUUUGAGGAAGAAAAUGAAGAAAUUGGAGGAGGUGCAGAAGGUGGACAGGGUAAAAGAAAGAGACUUUUUUCUAAAGAAUUGAGAUGUAUGAUGUAUGGCUUUGGAGAUGACCAGAAUCCUUAUACUGAGUCAGUAGAUAUUCUUGAAGACCUUGUCAUAGAGUUCAUCACUGAAAUGACUCACAAGGCAAUGUCAAUUGGAAGACAAGGUCGAGUACAAGUUGAAGAUAUCGUCUUCUUGAUUCGAAAGGACCCAAGGAAGUUUGCUAGGGUUAAAGACUUACUUACUAUGAAUGAAGAAUUGAAACGAGCUAGAAAAGCAUUUGAUGAAGCAAACUAUGGAUCUUGACACCUUUUGUAGUAACUGAAACUCCCAUUAUGUUCUAGGGAAAAUGUAUAUAAUAAUUGUAUAUUUUCUAUAGUAAGGUCUUGAUACCUACCUAUGUAAAUGAAAGGUGGAGAAACACAGUUUUCUGCCUUUAUUUUCAUGCCUUAGAUUUUAGAGUGAUAUUGGAUUAAUUGCCUGCCUUUAUAUGACCAUAUUUGAAUUACUUACUUGGUUUUAAUGACCACACAUAAGUUAAAGUACCUUGCAAACCAUGCAAUUUCUUCUGACUUUUGACUAUCUAAAGGAUGAAAUAGUAUUUAUGUGUUGUGUAUUUGUGUCUUUGUAAGCUGUACUGUAGCUGUCUAAUAUGUGAAAUUUAAAUGGCAUCUUUGACUCUAUGAUAGCUGAAACGUGGUUUAUGUACUCUGAAGUUUUUAUACAAAAGUAGUCUGAGAGGUUAUUAUAGUGAACUUUUUUGUGUUUCUUUUAAGGAGAUACAGGAAAAUAAAGGUUUUUUGUAAGAAUGUUUUAAAAGAUAAUUUGUUUUAAUAUUCUUUUUUUCAGGUAACAAGAAUGAUUUUAUUUUUUUGGAGAAACAAAGUUUCAUGUGAAUGGUUCUGUGUUAGAAGGCUUUUUUUAUUUAAAACUUUUUGGGGCUUAUAACAUACUAUUUGUUAAGUUUUGGGAUAACUCAUUUUCCCAGAUCAGAUUAAAGCUUCUAAAAAUAAAUGCUUUCAGUAGCAAGAAUGACAUUGCUUAAAAAUUGAAUGGCAUUCAUGGCAAGAUAAGCAUUUAGGAUAGUGUUUUAUUAACAUAUUUGUAAUUGUUCAUUUUGGAAAUGUGUACUUGAUGAAAAUCAUAUGUGUCUAUGGAAACUACUUUUGUCUUUUUUUUUUUUAUUUUACCAAUCACAGAAGCAGAACUAGAUGGAAACUACUUUUGUAGUGCAGGAUAUACAGGUUUUGUGUGUAUGUAGCUUAUUGUAUUAAAUUAUUAUAGCACUACUCUUAAAAUUAGGAUUAAAAUUGUAUUUAAAUAGAUCACUGAAUGUUAACUCUUUGUGAAACUGAACUUUUUGUGUGCCACUUAUAAACAUUACCUAUAAGUCAGUGCUUGGGAAAAUUUUACUUUUUUAACCUAUUAAUACAAGGAAUAAAGUAUGAAAAAUUAAACAGGU
Microcebus murinus (gray mouse lemur) is the source of this 2363-nucleotide messenger RNA. The record is from RefSeq and is a predicted model, not a curated record. NCBI's taxonomy places the organism in Eukaryota, Metazoa, Chordata, Mammalia, Primates, Cheirogaleidae.